AUGAACGAAAUUAUUGAUGUUGAUGAAUAUGAACAAGCACCAGAUUUUGUGUUUUAUAACGAUCCUUUUUGUUUUCGUACAACAGAAGAAAUAAUUGGUGUUGAAGAUUUUGAAGAAGGUGAAGAUGAAUUAAAAGAAUUAAAUAAAAACAAAGAAAAUUAUUUUAUUGUUGAAACUACUGGGUUUGAUAUGUUUAAUUAUGAUGGGUUACAACUAACACAAGAUAUUACAUACUUUAAAAUACAUUUUAAAGAAGCUGUGGAUUAUAUUAAAUCAAUUAUUCAAUUAGAUAUUAUUGACAUUCAAGACGUUUUUCAAAAUAUUAAUAAAAUGAUUUUUAGAGGACAUAUAACAAAUACAAUCAUUGAAUGGUCAAAGAGAAUGACUUUAUGCGCUGGAAUAUGUUAUGGUAAAAGUAAUGGAUGUGUUAUUCGGUUAUCUGAAGGAAUAUUGAAAUAUCGAAGUAUCUAUGAUGUUGUUACAACCAUUGUACAUGAAAGUAUUCAUGCAUUUUUGUUUAGAACAAAAACAAGGGAUAAUGACUCACAUGGAGUUCGGUUUCAUCAAUGGAUGACAAUUAUUAAUGAAAAAACACCGUUACAUAUUACUGUUUAUCAUACGUUUUACGAAGAAUGUAAAAAUUUACAUAAACACAUUUGGAGAUGUACUGGUCCUUGUAGAAAUAAACCACCAUUCUAUGGAUAUGUUAAAAGGUCAAUGAAUAGAGCACCAGGGCCGACAGAUAGAUGGUAUGGACAACAUAAAAAACAUUGUGAUGGUCAUUUUGUUAAAAUAGAUGGACCAGAAUUUCAUGGAGAAACAUUACCAAAAAAACCAAAAAGAAAAGAAAGAAAGUCACACAAUAAAAAAGAAGUUAAAAGUAAAGAUUUAAAAGACUUAUUUAAUGAACUUAAAAAGAAAAAACAAUAA
This is a messenger RNA of Entamoeba nuttalli P19, 930 nucleotides long. RefSeq lists its product as hypothetical. The transcript has a single exon. Bases 1 to 930 code for a protein of 309 amino acids. Gene Ontology annotation, molecular function: metalloendopeptidase activity; polyubiquitin modification-dependent protein binding; single-stranded DNA binding. Gene Ontology annotation, biological process: DNA damage response. The record is from RefSeq and is a predicted model, not a curated record. Lineage: Eukaryota; Evosea; Mastigamoebida; Endamoebidae. Gene Ontology annotation, cellular component: nucleus.